GACACACGUAGUAUAUAACGAGUGAUACAGCAUAACUGACUGUUAGUCGACGUUCAUCACUUUAAUAUAAUACAUCACAAAAUCUGUGCUUGAGAUACAUCAGAUUAAAGCAGAUUUGUAUUUUCUACAAGAUUUACACAAACAUGGCUGCAAAGAAAGAAGAAACCAAUAUGGACCAACUUUUCGAAGAAAUGAAGAGCAUUGCUGUUGAACAGCAACAAUGCUUCUAUGAACUUCUGCCUGACUGUACAAUAUAUGAAAAAUCUGAUAUUAAUCCAAGAAAGGACGAACAUAAAUACCUGAAACAGAAUAUUGGAUAUGCAUUGUUUGGACCACCAACGAAAAAUGAGGAGGAAAUGAAAAAAGAAGAAAAUAGUAUAGUAGCUUGCUAUGGCAAAACAAAAGAUCCAAAUAAUACAGAAGCAGAUAUAACUGAUGCAGUGGGUUAUGAUGAAAAAGCCGAAAACGCUAUAAGAAAGAUAUAUGAGAAGAUAUGUGAGUGUUUAAAUAUAACAGAUGAUUCGUUUGAACCAAUUUAUUUUGGUGUCAUUUAUAAUGUAAUAGUUUAUUUUAAUAGCAAUGUAAGUAAAGGAAAAAAUAAAAAAGGAAAAAAAGAAGUAAAAGAGGAAACAAAAAAAGAAACUGAAGCAGAAGUAAAAAAAGAAGUAAAAGAAGAAGAGGUAUCGGUAGUACCUGUUCCUAUUUUUAAGAUUUUUAAAAGUAAGAAAAGCACCCAAGAGACAGUUGAUAAGGCGAAGAAGCCUAUAUUAACCAAGAGUGAAGAUUGUGAAACACUAUAUAUUGACUCCAAUGCCAGAGUCUAUGAAAGUUGGUCGGACUAUGUAGAAAAUAAUACUCUACAAGAAUGUACUAUGGUGCUUCCAAAAGAUGGUUUUUACCAACCAAACCCAGACUAUCCUAUUGAGGAGGAUUAUUCGACAGUUUGGAUCGAAAUCAUGGAUUCUCCUGCAUGUACAACGAGCAAGAAAGUUUUGACGAGUGUAGAUCUUGUCUCCACUGCAGUUGGAAUUGGCGCACUUGGCUUGAGUAUCGCAGGGCUUUUCACACCUCUUGCGCCUGUUGCAAGUAUUUCUCUUGCUGGUGCUGCUACUGCGAGUGGUGCUUGGUCAAUUUUUCGGAACACCCAAGAAUUAGUGGAUCGCUAUAACCACAAGGAAUCUAUUUAUAUUCUGGACAAAGAAGCAUUCCCAUGUUGGCUCGGUUUAACUGGUUCAGUGACUGGUUUAGGAGCGGUUGGAGGAACGGUGGUUCUAUCCAAAGCUGCUGCAAACGGCGCUACGAUACCUUCCGCUGCGAAAGUAGUAUUUAAUACCGUGCAAGGCAGUAAUAUCUUCUUGAAUGGUGUCGGUGUUGUAUAUAUGAGUUACAGUAUGUACGAGAAGUACAUGGAAGAGCAGACUUUCAGUUACUUAGAUGCGUUAAAUUUGGCGACGCACAUCAUGUUCUUCGCCAGCUCCGUGGUGAACGUUAAAUUUGCUAAUGACAUUAUUAGGGAUAGCCAGGGUAGAGUCAUCGAUGACUACAAGAAAACUCGACGCAGUAAGAAUCUUCGUAAGAAAUUCAAUCGUGCCGCGCGAAGGGCUGCCGAGAACAAUACGUCUAAGAUAGCCGAAAAUGCGGAAGUGAUACACUUUAUACGAAAUCGUCAAGACUUCUUGUCUUUCGACCAGGCUCGUGGUAGUCAGAUGUUCGAUAAGACUUCGCAUAAUACCGUAUGGUCAUUCGACGGAGGUAAAAUAAUGAUUGGUAAUAUCGAAUUGUUAAAUCCUAUAGAUUUUGCUUUGCUUCUUAUUUCAAGUAUACGUUCAGAAUCCGAUCAGAGUGAUCCGUCCGAUGACUCUCAAGAUGAUUCUAAUAACUUUAAGCUACUGAAACAAUCUGUUUGGAAAUACUGUAAAGCAAACUUGAAACAGUGGGGGAUAAAGACACGUCGUCGCAUGCAAAGCGAAUCUGGCUCUUACAUUAUGCAAAAGAUUAUUAAUGUUGUUUCUGAAGCAACAGGUAUGAUAUUCGAUCAAUUAGCUACUGCUGCUUUUAUGUAUGCGGAAGCUAAUUUAUACAUACAUUGAAUGUAAAUCGUAAUGUAAAAAAAGACAAUAUAGAAAUAAGGCGCAUAAUAAUUCGUAUAUUCGUAUUUCUAGCAUUAAGACGAGAUUAUUGCAAAAAAAUUUAUAUUUUGAUACGCAUCACUGAUUAAUAAUAUUUUACUUUA
This is a messenger RNA of Linepithema humile (Argentine ant), 2233 nucleotides long. The record is from RefSeq and is a predicted model, not a curated record. Lineage: Eukaryota; Metazoa; Arthropoda; Insecta; Hymenoptera; Formicidae.